GGAGUGCGUUGGUUUUCGUGUAAGUAGUUCGUCUACAUAUCUUUUAACAGAUAUCGCUGUUUAUGGCUACCACCACUUGCACUUGCUUGCAAAAUAUACAUCUGUGUGGUAGUUUCUAUCAGAUAUGGGUCAGUCAAGUGAAGUGAAAUGUAAAUUAAUAUAUAUAUCUAUAUCUAAAUGGUGCUCAAGCUCGAAGUUACCAAGUAGUUCUGAUCAUAGCUUUUCCUAAUGACACAGUUAUUUUUGGGACUUCGAAUAGGUUCUGGAAUUAUGACACACUAGGUGGCAGUCUUAAUAGUAUGUAUGCAAAAUUAAGAUAUUAAUUUGGGUAUCUGAUCGUUAUGUGGAAUAUUCUUCAACCUACUCAGUUCUAGGAUGCAGUUGAUGCGACUGAAAUCCACAGGAUCUUUUCAUUGACUAGCUAAUGGCAUCCCUCCCCAAAAGAAUAAUCAAGGAAACUCAGAAACUUAUCCAAGAUCCUUGUGAUGAUGGACCCAAAGAUAGUGCAUAUGAGGGAGGUAUUUUCAACUUGGAGCUGUUUCUUCCAGAGGAUUAUCCCAUGACUGCACCUAAAGUCCGUUUUACAACUAAAUUAUACCAUCCAAAUGUUGAUCAGCUUGGGAGAAUUUGCUUGGAUAUCCUUAAAGAUAAAUGGAGUCCUGCUCUUCAAAUACGCACUGUUCUACUUUCAAUCCAAGCUCUAUUAAGUGCACCAAAUCCUGAUGAUCCAUUAGAUGGAGAGGUUGCAUCACAUUGGAAGCAAAAUGAACCAGAAGCUCUUGCUAAAGCACGUGAAUGGACUCAACUUUACGCUAAACAAAAUUAAUUACUGGAUCAUUGUUCUCAAUAGCAGCACAGCAGCAUGAACAAAAAAAAAACAACCACAUUAACACAGCCAAAAAACAACAAACAAACAAACAUUUUCUACUCCAAAUUAGUUUAUGCUUAAGAGAAAGAUACAUACAAGCUCUCUCUCUCUCUUUCUUCUAUUGAAAUGUAUCCAUGUAUUUAUAUGUUCAGAUCUCCUGGUAUUCGUUAUUAUUAUUAUUACGUAUUGGAGCUCUGUUUACUGUAGGCUUAAAUAUUGAUUUGUAGUUUUUUUCUCUCUUUCGUUUGAGAAGAAUUCUUCAGAUUGUUUUCACUAUUCUCUUCCGAUUGACAAUAAUUUGUGUAUAUUUCAUUCAUCAUUAGAGAUGAUGGACUGCCUGCCUGCCUUGUGAAGCCUUCUUUGUUCCUUUCUUCAUGAUGACGAUGAUGAUUUCCCCUUACGAAUAUGAUGCAUAGGUGAAGUGUUCACUGUCUCUUUUUGUUGAUGUAUGUAUGUAUGUGUGUGCACGUUCAUGUGUUACACAAUUUGUACUGUUUAUAAAUCAUCUAUUUAUUGUUUACCAUCCAUUUUUUUGUAUGUUUCUCUCAUUGUCUUCUCCGGUUUCUUCAUCUGCUUCUCUCUGUGUGUUUGGUGUCUCAUUGUUUUUACUUUCUUCAAAUGUCAUAAACACACAGACAUACAUCUGCAUGCAUAGUCCUGGUGAGGUGAAUUGAAAAUUUUUGCUGUAAAGCCUGUCAAUGAAACAUAACUGUCGUGUUUUCUGCUUAUCUCUACAGACGAUUGAUGGUGACAUUUUUUCUGUAGAAAAUGAUAUCUAAUAGAAGGUUAAUAUCCGGGUUUGACUAGCUAGGUGCUUCUCUUAUUUUGUGUUGUUAGAAAGAGUAUCAUCCAUAGCACACAUACACACACACACACCUUUACACAUACAUACAGAGGUUUGCUAUACAUUAUGCAAUGAGCGGUAAUCAUCCUGGUGAUGUUGUAAUGCCAGAAUGAUUCAACAAGUUAUUCAUUAGUCAGACCGGCAGACAGACAAACUAAAUUUUCCCCCGUGUAUAUGUCAAUAAAGAGCGACGAAAAUUACCCAUCUCUUCUUAUUUAUGAAUAAAUGAUAAUUCAAAUAACUGAUUUUGUUAAUGAUAAAAAUGAAUAAUGAUAAUGAUAGCCUCCGUUCAUAUUUUUUUUUAUUAUUACUCUUUCAGACAUAUUUAGUUGUAUGUGUUUUAUGUUGGAAAACUGACUGAUUGACUGGUUUC
Messenger RNA from Trichobilharzia regenti, 2085 nucleotides. The record is from the annotation of a GenBank genome assembly. Lineage: Eukaryota; Metazoa; Platyhelminthes; Trematoda; Strigeidida; Schistosomatidae.